Molecule: messenger RNA, 2007 nt
Organism: Aspergillus heteromorphus CBS 117.55
Lineage: Eukaryota; Fungi; Ascomycota; Eurotiomycetes; Eurotiales; Aspergillaceae
Exons: 9
Coding region: 1-2007 (668 amino acids)
Biological process (GO): intracellular calcium ion homeostasis; calcium ion transmembrane transport
Cellular component (GO): fungal-type vacuole membrane
Molecular function (GO): calcium:proton antiporter activity
Source: RefSeq, a predicted model, not a curated record
AUGGUGCCUUCGGCCAACCUCCUUGGGUUCGCCGGCGGAGAACUCGCGAAAAAAGCUUCCCAAAGCUCAAUUCUGGCGAACCUUCUGCUUUGUCUCGGCCUAUGCUUUUUCUGUGGAGGCAUUGGACGUGAAAAUCAGUCAUUUCAUGAGGCUGUCAGCGAAGUAGGCUCAGGGAUCUUGCUAGUUGCAGGCUUUGGGCUUUUAAUCCCUAGUGCGUUUUAUGUGACCCUGAAGAGCAAUUCGUCGGAUACACAUGUACAGUUGUCGUCGCAAGCCUUGAAUCGGUCAACUUUGAUCAUCAGCAGAGCCACAGCCGUCAUCCUUCUAGUGGCCUUUCUGAUGUAUCUAUUUUACAACCUUCAUAGCCAUCAUAGCAUCUUUGAUGAAGUGCUUGAGUUCGACGAGCGCCAAGACGAAGAUCGCGAGAAAGUACUAAAGCGGGCAAAACUUACCCUUAUCGAAUGCCUCGCUGCUGUUGCUAUCUCACUCGCUUGUGUCUGCAUGUCUGCCGUCUUCCUGGUGGAAGAGAUCGAGCAUAUAGUAAACGAAAGAGGAGUGUCGGACAACUUUAUGGGCCUAAUUCUAGUUCCCUUGGUCGAGAAAGCGGCAGAGCACUUGACUGCCAUUGACGAAGCCUGGGAUAAUCAGAUCAACUUUGCACUCUUUCACUGCCUUGGCCCGUCAAUUCAAACGGCGCUGUUGAACGCACCCAUUGCAGUACUUGUAGGCUGGGGUAUUGGUAAGGAUAUGGGUCUGAAUUUUGAAAUCUUCAUGAUAGUACUGGUUGUUUUAUCCAUCCUAGUUGUCGGGAACUUUCUCCGAGAUGGCAAGUCGAAUUACCUGGAAGGAGGCCUCUGCGUGCUGGUCUACGUAAUCAUUGCGGUGAGCACGUGGUACUAUCCUCGAAUCGUACCCGAAGAAGAACUCACACUGUAUUCGAAGCUCGAAAGCUCCGGUGACUUGCAAAGCAUUCUCACCAGCACAAACAUGGACGUGAUCCAACCACUUCAAGACAAUGAUCUUUGGCACGCGAUCCAAAUAUUAGAUGCUUCUACGGGUGCAAUUACAAAACAGGUAGCAAGUUUGGAAUUGCAAUAUGGGGGUAUAAACAUGCAAUCUCAGUCGAAUGAUGGACGGAAGUUGUGUCAGAAUAGGGAUGUUGCAAGACUAUGCCAGAAGCAUAAGUCAUGGAGGCAGAAUAUCGCUGCUGCGUCUAGUGAUCUUGCUCACGUGCUGGAACUGGAUCUGAGAAGUGAAUCAGAGCGAGCGACGACAGAGGGCAAAAGACUACUGUCCACCCUGACAACACGAUUAAAGGAAGACGAUAGAUUAAUUGUGGUACUGGAAAGACUUUCUGCUCAAAUUGAAUUUACCGGGCAGGAUGAGACUAUUGUGGAACAGGCUUCUGGGCGAAGCAGAGUUCUUGCCCAGUGCAUUUCUGACGAGAUCCAGCACCGGCUUGAUCGGUUAUACCUGGAAAGCUUACAAAGAGGUUUGAUGGAGACACAAAGCAAGCCUCAACAGGCUGAAGACGAAGCUCUGGUCGCGUUAAAGGGUGAGCUCGAUUCGUUAUAUCCGGAGAUUUCGAUACUGGCGGAGAUGUCUACGAGACAGGAAUUCACAGAACCAAUGGUACAUGAGCUAGGCAGCCACCAUGGCAAGUUGCGUAUUGAUUUCCAUCAAAAGCUGGAUUAUGUUCUGGAUGUUAUCUCAAAGAUGGCCUCUUAUACAGGGACCCUCAUCAGGCGCCUGCAGGAUCGGGAGUCAUUUUGUGGGAUGCUUGAAACCAUCGCUGCUGCGCAUCAAUCGGAAGUCGGUGACCUGUUCACUGCUCAGACUACAUCGACACGGGAAGCCCUGAGGCAUGCCUUCGUGCAGUUAACGCCGACAUUCAUUUCUUCCAAGAAUCGAGAUGCUCCGGUUUCCGACACUCUGUCACUGGCGAAGCUGUUGCGCCGCGAAGGGCUAUCGCUGGAAUCUAUCCUCGAUUCGGAAAAGCCAGAUUAG